This is a messenger RNA of Bipolaris sorokiniana ND90Pr, 782 nucleotides long. RefSeq lists its product as uncharacterized. The coding region runs from base 61 to 735 and encodes 224 amino acids. The record is from RefSeq and is a predicted model, not a curated record. The transcript has a single exon. Lineage: Eukaryota; Fungi; Ascomycota; Dothideomycetes; Pleosporales; Pleosporaceae.
CCCCAAUUCUAUAAACCCAAUCGCAACCCUGAACCAAAUAUCAGUUUUUCAACCCUGAACAUGACACAACCGGCCACCCGCAAGCCUCCAAACCCAAUACUCUACCUGCUGGGCUUCGAUUGCUAUCCUGAUGACAGAGAGUACUUUGAAGCGCGGCAUGCAACUGGAAGUGCGACACCCUACUGGUUCAAAGAGAAACUCGUAUAUGAAGAUAUUGCCACAAGACCGCCUACGCAGACGGUAGUAUCAGGGGCGCUGAAGAGUAGUAUGGAUGGUACACGGGAGUAUGGCAAUGACAGCAAGACAGUGAAGGUGGAAGUGCGGGAAACGAUAGGAGAUGACGAGGCAAGAGAAGAGACUAAGAUGCCGAAUACAAAAAAGACAAAGGAGAAGAAGCAUCCCGCCAAACAACCGUCUAAAUCACCCCCUAGGAAGACAAUAACGAUACCGCUACCAAAACGCCACGUCGUAUUCACCUGGGCUCCAAAGCAACAGCAAAGACCUCAUGCAUCACUCUCGCGUCGAGCCCAUAACCCCCUCCAACGCCAACGAAGCAGAAAACCUAAGCACGCCGUCAGUCACCAGGAACACACAGAUACGCGUCCACUCCUCUCCACCACACCCCAGCCAUUCCUCCACUUUAGCUACGAUACAAGACUUGACACCUAUCCAGUACCUCUGCUCCAGCCCCCAGCCCGUCUUGAACACCAGGGAAACAGGAGUAGCACUGUAUGACCCUGUUUGCUCGCAUUCUUAGAGGAGAUAGCUAAUAUGUGAUCUAG